Messenger RNA from Acanthaster planci (crown-of-thorns starfish), 2248 nucleotides. RefSeq names its product cryptochrome DASH-like. The record is from RefSeq and is a predicted model, not a curated record. Lineage: Eukaryota; Metazoa; Echinodermata; Asteroidea; Valvatida; Acanthasteridae. Gene Ontology annotation, biological process: photoreactive repair. Gene Ontology annotation, molecular function: FAD binding; deoxyribodipyrimidine photo-lyase activity; damaged DNA binding.
UCUGGGACGCUGCACGGCGGGCCAUGUUUAUAAAACAUCCCAAGACUGGUUCCACGUCUUGAUUGUGCACAACAAAGAUGAGAGUUUGUCUGGUACCUGAAAGCAGGUAACUCCGAGUCCAACGUACGCGUGAACAGUACAGAUCGACGUGAAACGCACAUAAGCUUUCAUGUAAUCACAAUUGUGUUUGAGGGGCCAGAGAAAGGGGAAAUUGCGGAACGGUCUGCUGUUCCUUCGACAAAAUCAUGGCAAAUAAGCUCAGGACUGUAAUAUGUUUGCUGAGAAAUGACCUGCGAUAUCACGACAACGAGGUUCUCCAUUGGGCCAAUCAGAAUGCAGAUUACGUUCUUCCGUUGUACUGUUUAGACCCUCGUCACUACCAUGGCACCUGGCACUUCUCUUUUCCCAAGACAGGGCCUCACCGCCUGAAGUUCCUCCUUCAAAGCCUUCAAGAUCUCAAGGAAACCCUGCAACAAGUUGGCAGUGAUCUGGUCAUCAGCAGAGGGAAACCAGAAUCUGUCAUUCAGGACUUGGUUCGUCAACUAGGCAAGGACAAUGUGAAAGCUGUAGCAUUACAGGAAGAGGCUACGAGAGAGGAAUUGGAUGUAGAGGCUGCCAUUGCAAAAUCCUGCCAGGUUCCUGUCCAGAAGUUCUGGGGUUCAACUCUCUACCACAGAGAUGAUAUUCCGUUCAGGAUACGAGAAUUGCCAAACGUGUUCACUGAGUUUCGCAAGAAGACAGAAAACCAGUCCAGAGUGCGCCCCACCUUUCCCAUGCCGAGUAGGCUGAAUCCUCUCCCACCAGGGAUUGAUCCUGGCCUCACCCCUAGCAUGGAGGAUAUGGGAAUGGCAGAACCAGUGAAGGAUGAUCGUUCUGCCUUUCCCUACAGCGGAGGAGAGAGACAAGCAUUAACAAGAAUUCAGCAUUAUUUCUGGGAUUAUGACUAUGUAGCUACUUACAAGGAAACACGCAAUGGGCUCAUUGGAGCAGAUUACUCAACCAAGUUUUCUUCCUGGUUGGCUCUGGGAUGUCUGUCUCCAAGGAGAAUCUAUGAAGAGAUCAAGAAAUAUGAGAAGGAAAGAAGAGCCAACCAAUCAACCUACUGGGUUUUGUUUGAACUUUUGUGGAGGGAUUACUUCAAGUUUGUGGCCCUAAAGUUUGGAGAUCGACUCUUCUAUCUCAGUGGCCUCCUUGGCAACCGACGAGAGUGGAGGGAGAACAAAGCGCUAUUUGAUGCCUGGAGGGAGGGACAGACCGGGGUCCCCUUUGUUGAUGCCAACAUGCGAGAGUUGGCAGCCACGGGGUUCAUGUCCAACCGCGGCCGACAGAACGUAGCAAGCUUCUUGACCAAAGACCUCAAGUUGGACUGGCGAUUGGGAGCCGAAUGGUUUGAGCAUCUGUUGAUUGAUCAUGACGUGUGUAGUAACUAUGGCAACUGGCUAUACUGCGCUGGAGUUGGCAAUGAUCCAAGACAGGACAGAAAGUUCAACAUGAUUAAGCAGGGAUUGGAUUAUGAUGCUCAGGGUGACUAUGUGAGGCUGUGGGUGCCUGAACUUCAAGGCAUCAAGGGUGGUGCUGUACACACCCCCUGGGCCCUCAGCAGCUCUCUGCUCAUUCAGGCUAACGUCAGGCUUGGCCACACUUACCCCAUGCCCAUUGUGAAGUCACCGGAGUGGGGCAAGUAUACAGGAAGUCAGGAAAGAGGAAAAAGUGGGAAGGGACCAGGCCCAAGACAGCAGACCAGAGGACUUGAUUUCUACUUCUCCAGCGCCAAGCAGAGGGGCCAUAAGAAGUGAGAGGAGUCAGCAGAUUGGAUCGUGUUGUUAAUUUCAAACGAGGGGAAACAAAAGUGAAAUCCGACCAUGCGAUUUAAAGUCCUAACCGUCCAGCUGUGUUAGAAUCAGAUCGAAUUUGGGGAUUUGGGAUUAUUGGGUUUGGUCCUUACGUAUUUGCAAAGUGUUACUAUUAAUGGAACUUGUGUAUCAUAGGUUGUUUGAUAUUCAAAUCCUUGGCCUCAUUUCCACAAACCUUUAGAAGGGAUCUUGAUGUUGAAAGCAUAUAUUAAAUACAAAGUGUUUUUGGUUGGUUAUUUAUUGUAUUUCUGAUUAAGAUAUGCACCUGUUAAAUAAAUUUUAGGCAUCCUGAGACCGGAGACUCUACGUGGUUACAUAACUUUGACUGAUGGAUUAGUAAGCCUUUUGCGAGUUAAAUUUGAAUAAAAUCUGGUAAACUGAGUUCUUUAACUUUA